UGUGGCCCCCCCGCCGAGGAGUCGGAGGGGGAACGCGGAACUAAAUCGUCUCAACAGGUUGCCGGUCGGACCACUUAAAGAGGCGCACGCAGUGAAUCAUGCAGAAUACACCACACAAGAAGGAAAAGGGCCUGAGUUUUCUAGUGUUUAGUGUUUCCCAUACACUGACUAAUUUGCCCUGCCACAGUCUCCAAAAAUUGGCCAGAUAUAAAAUGCCUCCGGUAAAUGAACGUCACCCUGUAGCGCACCGGCUGGAGCUCCUACUGGGAAUUCUUCGGCUCUCCCCUCCCUCCCCCUCACCCUCCCCGGCCUCACCACAGACGUCGCUCUCCUAGCGCUAAUGUGAGCCUGAGUUGAUAGAGCAGACCGCAUUUCUAAGCGGAACAUUGAGGAAUACUGACAUCCACUUCGUGAGCAUUCUUGAAAACACCCAGAACACAUCAGUAGAGAAUUGUGUGGCUGUAUUUAAGACAACUCUGAGCCUGCACAGCAACAUACAGCACCACUGAGAAUAAAGAACGAGAGCGCAUGAGGGAGCGAGAGAAGGCAGCAAGGGAGAGGGAGGCACGGUACAGCAAUGGUCACCUCUUCACCUCACUGACAGUGUCAGGAACCACACUCUGUUCAGCAUGCAACAAGAGUAUUACUGCCAAGGAGGCACUGAGCUGUCCGACAUGCAGUGUCACUAUUCACAACCGCUGUCGAGACACUUUGCCAAACUGCACCAAAAUGAAACAGAGGCAGCAGAAGACAGCCAUCAUGCGGAACAACUCAGCCUUGCAGAAUGUCACACUGCGCACAAAAACUCCAGGAAUGCGUGAGCGUCCAAGUUCAGCUAUCUACCCCUCUGACAGCUUCCGACAAACCCUGCUGGGAUCCCGCCGAGGUCGCUCCAGUCUAUCCCUGUCUAAGAGUGUCUCCACCAACAACAUCGCAGGGACCCUGAAUGACGACUCACCCCUGGGUCUGCGUAGGAUUCUGUCCCAGUCCACAGACUCCCUCAGCUUCAGGAACAGAGCUAUGUCAAUGGAGUCUCUCAAUGAUGAUGGAGACAUCUACUAUACUUCAGUAUUGGAGGAGCUGGAGCUCGAGAGCCGGGACUUUAAGGCUGACUCAUGGAGCAUGGCUGUGGACAGCAGUUACUUGCAGACACACCGCAAAAACGUCAUCAAGAGGCAGGAUGUCAUCUAUGAGCUGAUUCAGACAGAGCUGCACCACAUGAGAACGCUGCAAAUCAUGGAAAGGGUGUUUCGGCAGGGCAUGCUCGAGGAGCUCCAGCUGGACCUGUGCACCGUGCAUGCCAUGUUCCCCUGCCUGGACCAACUGAUCAGAAUACAUUCCCAUUUCCUGGCACAACUUUUACUGAGGUACAACAGCAGUCUGCAGCCUGGAUCCAGUCGCAACUUCACCAUUCACCAGCUGGGGGACAUACUACUAGAGCAGUUCUCAGGUCAGUGUGCAGACGACAUGCGGAAGACCUAUGCUGAGUUCUGUAGCCGUCACUUGAAGGCUGUCAAAUUGUACAAGGAACUGCUGGCCAGAGACAAGAAGUUUCAGUGCUUCAUACGGCGGGUGAGUCGUGGACCCUUGCUACGUUGCCAUGGUGUUCAGGAGUGCAUCUUGUUGGUGACGCAGCGGAUCUCCAAGUAUCCUGUCCUUGUUCAGCGUAUUCUGGACAACACUGAUGAUGAAGAAGAAGCCUCAUCUCUAGACCAGGCUCUCUCCAUGGUCAGAGAACUUCUAAGUUCAAUAGACCAACAGAUGGAGGACCUGGAGAAAACACAGCGUCUACAAGAGAUCCAGGCCAAACUGGACCUGCGGGCUGAGGCCAGAGUUAGGGAUGGUGGACUUUUCAAGCCUGGAGAGUUGCUCCGCCGGAGACUUGUCCAUGAAGGGACCCUUUUCUGGAAAACCCCAGGAUCCCGGCUCAAAGAUAUACAGGUCUUAUUGAUGACAGACAUCCUAGUGUUUCUGCAGGAGAAAGACCAGAGAUACAUAUUUCCAUGUCUGGACAAACCUCCAGUACUGUCCCUUCAGAACCUUAUUGUGAGGGAUAUAGCCAACCAGGAGCGAGGCAUGUUCCUCAUUAGCGACUCCUCUCCUCCUGAGAUGUAUGAGUUCCACGCUGCUUCCAAAGAGGACAAGAACAUCUGGAUACGCCACAUCCAGCACACCGUCAGCAAGUGCCCAUCAAGAGAGGAGUUCCCCCUCAUUGAGACUGAACACAAAGCCCAUCUAAGGAGACUCAAAGCUGACCUCCAGCAGAAGGACCAGGAAAUGCUGGAGCUCCUGCAGGAGAGGGUGACUCUAUUUUGUGAGCUGGCAGAGGUGACAAGUGGGCAGGAGGGCCUGCAACCUCCCAUCACUCGUUACUUGUUCAGGGCAGACACACCCCAGGCUCCCCGUGCAGAGAAACUCCUGCUGGAUGCCACAGCUGAGGUUGACAGGUUGAGUGAGCUCCUCCUGGGUUCCAGCAUGGACAUCCCUCUUCCAUGUCAUCACAACCACACGGAGGUGGUAGAAACCAGUGAUCAGGAUCUGUUGGUCAAUGGAGCCCAUGUUUUCUUUGCAGUAAAGGAGUGCAUGAGGAAUCAAGACAAGCCACCGCUCACGAAGAUCUAUCAGAGGCUGGUGAAUCUCAGUGUUUAUCUCCAUGCACUCCAGGGUGCUGUCAUCAAACAAGACUCCAUCUUGGAGCUGCUGCUGCAACCACAGGAUACCGUAGGACCAGCUGCUGGAGGAGUAUGGCGCCCUCUCUGGCGAGAUGGUGGAAAUCGGGAGGCCAGUGCAGGAUCAACCAUUGGGGAGCUGGCUCUUUUGCAGAGACAACACAGCCUGCUGCAGGAGGAGCUGCUGAGGCUGCGGGAUGCAGAGAGCCGGUUCAAGGACAGUGAAAGAGCACGGGCAAAGCUGGAGAGGCAGUUCCGGCACAUGAAGGUCUGCAGCGGGGCUGCACUUGCCUCCCAACAUCUGGAGGAGCAAGCUUCUCAACCUGCAUCUCUGCAACAAGGAAGAGAUGUCUCAACUGGAGUUGAUACCCUAUGGGCCAGUCAGUUACCGGCACACCAAUCAGAUGGCCUCCAGGAUGGCAGUGAUUUGGAGGUAGACAUGACGUCAGAUGAUGAUGAUGGGACGGUUUCUGAAAGCUCCAAAGAUCUUCAAGGUAUUCCAGAGGUGAUCUGAUCCCUGGCAAGUUACACUUUGCUAAUAAGCUUUAAAAACUAUAGUUGAUUAUAAUAUAAACUGAUCGACUCCAACAAAGCGCAUGUCUACCUUUUCUGCUAGUCUUAAUGUUUAUUUAGCUGCUUGUCUGUGGAGUAGAUGGCUUGUGACAGUGAGUUGUUUUAUUUUAUUUUUUUUUUAUGCUUUGGAUUGGUUGACCAGGGGUGUGAAAUACUGAAAUAAUUAUUAGUACUUAGUUUAUGUAUUAAAAAAACAACAAUAAUACAAAAAGCUCUGCAAAAAAAUACUUUUUAAAAAUCAGAUUUGCAUCUUUUGUAGGUAAUUUAGGUGUCUUGAUCAUGUUUGACAGACUCCAGUCCUUCCCUGUUGACUGUUGGACAGCAUUAACCAUAACCUUGAUAUGGCAGUCAAAGUCACACUGCUACUUUUGAAAAUUCUUAAAAGCUAAAAAUGAUGCUCCUUAAAACGAGGAAAAAAAAAAUUCUAUCCAAUGCCACCAUUAAGAUCAGUAAGCCACAACCCAUUCUGAAAUACCAUAAAAAUACAUAACAAGCACAAUCUAAAUCAAUCAAAGCUUAUCAUAUAAGGUUUUGUCUUUGCCAGGUCUUACAGUAGAAGUUGAAACUACUAAAAAUAACAGCUGUGUCAGUCCUUUGUUUAAGAUUCCUAAGUUUUUGGUCCAAGACUCACUCAUUGAACAUUUUACACUAAACAAUACAACCAUUGCUUAAAGACAGAGUGUGUAGGAAUUUCUCCCAUCUAACGUGAAAUCAUAUAUUGCAUUCAAAUGGAUAGCGCACUCUAGCGCCUCACUGUUUCAAACGCGUAUUGCAACAACGGUAGCCGCUGUGUACCAAAAAGCUAUGAUAAUACUGAUGAAACCAUGUCAUCCGAUACUUCAUGGAGUAUUCAUUCAGGCUCCUACACAGACACACGUGACGCGAGUUGACAAACCCCCUCCUCAUCAUGCUGGCUGUGUUUACAAUGUAGGAUUGUUGGGGCGGGUGUAAAUCAAAACAAACCAGUCACGUCAUGUCUUUUGACAACUGACAAGUGGCUCAACCUCACACACCUCAUCCCUCUCUUCACAUCACUGCGCCGCUACUACUACUGCAGCAUAACAAAGUCCCACUCUUUGAGAAUAAUGCAGGAUCAUGCAUAUGCAGCAUCACGGGAAACGGAAUCCUCGUCACCAAGAAAGUGCAAAAGGGAAUCAAAAAGGCAACAUGACCGGCGAAUUCAAAAAACGAGGGUCAACAUCGGCGUGGCCUUUCCCAGGUGGAGAGGGCUCCUGAAGGAGAGCAUGGCAUGGCAGCCCAUUAGUGCUAAUGUCCCCACGCUUCUCCGCCAGGCUCAGUGAGUCGUAGCCGAGAAGUGUGGGGACGUUAGUGUUAGCACCAGUCGGCUGCCAUGCUAAUGUUCCGGGAGCCUGCUUCUCGGAUCCGGCGAGCUCUAGCGUGGAGCCUGGCAGGCUCACGGAGAGGAGAGGAAUGUUAGCGUUAGCUCCCAGAGUUAGCACUAGAGCUACUACAGCUAUUGGAGUAGCUUGCAACUAUGGAGCGCUUCUACCAGCUCUUCUAGUCACUGAGCCUCGCCUCCAUUUCGGCAAAUAUAUUGCAUUUAUUACAGGGACCAUCAUCACUGAAGUAGGCAGGGGAAUAGCUAAACACAGCCGCCAGGCUGCCCACCAGGCUACAUUUUACAAUGCUAAUUGCAAAUGUUAGCUGAGCUGCCAGGCUACUCACCUAACACAACCGAAAUGCCUGACCCAUUGCUGGGACCGAGCCGCUAAUAACUCAAGCUCCGGACAUUAACCCAUGCUACGAUUGUAACAUUAAAUUUAAUUGAAUCGACAUAGCGACAUGUGCCUAACGUUACUGUAACACUAAUUAAAACAGACAUUUGACUUUAUGUUGUAUCUAUCCAGGAGAAGAAGAGCUAGCACCGAGUCAGAUUGUAGCCCCUUUAGCUCUUGCAGUGCUCUCCACCUUGGAAAUGCAAUGCCAAUGUUAAUCCGAGUUCUGUCCCUUUCUUUAUCCAACAACUUCUUCGCCAACAACCGUUGUUUCUUUAGAGGUAAUGUCAGAUCCUGGUCGUCUUCAGGUGGACGUUCCGCUCUCUACCAUUUCAUUUCGAAAAUACGCACUGCCAUUGCUCACCGGCUGUAGCCUUUUAUAGGGAGGGAGGGCCAAGGGCUCCGAGAGGAGGAGGAGGAGGGGGGGCUGGGGAUUCACAUGGACGUACAUGAACGCGCAGCCUGACCGGCUUGUAAACAAUGGGCUGGAGAUCAACACAGAGAGAGGGUGUGUGAGGUCAUGCUAUACUCCAGAUGAAAUUACACCUCUAGUUCUUCACAUAGCAUUUUUUUAAUUCCUUCAAUCUAGAAAUGAUGAAUUUCGCUUAUUGCUCCUUUAAAUAAAACUUUUCAGGCAUGUUUUCGGCACUUAAUGUGGACAUAUCCUGCAAGUUUUGUAAUGAUUGACUGAAAGGUGGUGGUGUCAGGUCUAUUUAUGUGCUGAACCAUGUUGCUUUUAAGGUUCAUAGGUCAAUAUCCUCAAAAUGCAAUGAGAUAUCAAAAAGCUUUAAAUAACUUGGAUAAGCUCGGCCCAGUAAUGUUCCACAGAAAAAUUAGUAAAAAACGAACAUAUGGUUGAUAAACUUUAUUUAUAUCAAAGAUAUAUGCACUUUUAAAAACAGAGUUACAAUGUGCUUUGCAUGAUUGAACCAGGAUCUAAAACAAUGCAGGAUGUAGGCAAAUAAAAUCAGGCAGUUUUAAGAAAUACGAAAAGAAAAAAAAAACAACAUAAAUACCUACAAUACAACAGAUAAGUGAUGUAGGGAAUUAACUACCGUGAAGACUGCACUGAGGCAAAUUUUAAACAAUUAGAAAAAAACAAACAAAAAUAAAAGAGCAGAAUACUCAAUGACAAUACAAGAUAAAAACAAUAGACUCGCACAUCACUACUAGUCACCUUUAGUUUUUAGCCAGGACUGAGGAACAGUCAGCAGAGCCCCACCUGAGGAUCUGAGGCUGCACCUUGGCUCAUAGACAUACAGCAUUUCAGCAAUGUAGCUGGGGGCUAAACCGUGAAAUGCUUUAAAAGAGAUCAGUAAAAUCGUAAACUCUAGUCUAAAACAAGUGAAGAGAGGCUAACACAGGGAUGAUAUGAUCAUGCAGCUGCAUUUGGACCAGCUGAAGGCAUGAGAUUACUUUUAGACUGAACUCUAAAUACAAUGAGUUACAAUAAUCUAACAGGGAAGAGUUAAAAGAAUGGAUGACUGGGAUCAAGAUCUUGAGAUCAAGCCCAGAAGGAAAAUACUUGACCUUUGAUAUGCUCCUUCAUUGAUAGAAUCAGAACUGGGCAAUUUUUGUAAUUUGUUUUUCAUAAGCAUGGUCACUGUCAAAUAUCCCUCUGGGCUUUCUGGGUACAGGUUUGGCAUUUGCAGACAAGAGACCAAGAUGGUUCUGUAAAUAGGGAUGAUUUUUGUGAAUCAAAGAGAAUUAUUUCUGAUUUGUUUUCAUUAAAUUGCCUUCUUGCAUUCUUCAACAGUUUUAAUGGGACAUAUAUUGAUGUAUCUACAUAGCAAUGGUACUGGGUUACUGGAUUUUGUUUAUGAUGUCAAAGUGGUAGCAUGUGCAUGCAGAAUAUGAAGGGGCCAAGGAUGGAGCCUUAAGGAACACCAAAGGUCAGAGGAGGCAUUUGUUAGGAGACAUUGCCCAUGGCUACUGAGAAAGGCCUGUUUGAUAAAUAGGAUUUAAACCAUUUUAGGGCAGUGGUCCUGAUACCGACCUACUUUUAGAGGUUUUUCAAUAAGAACAAGUGAUCGACAGUGUGAAAUGUGGAGCUCAAAUCCAGAGGAAUUAAAUUUGAACAAUCACCAGCAUCAGCUGUGUAUAAAAGGUUGUAUGUUCCUUUGAUAAGAGCAGAUUCAGUGCUGUGACCUGCACACAAACCUGAUAGAAUUUGGUCAAUGAUGACAUGGUACUCAAAUGACAAUUUAGAAAUGGGUCUUUUUUUUUUUUUUUUUUUUUAAUCAGUAGGGUCAAAGUCCAGUUUGUUCAGUAUCUUCAAAAUGCAAUGAGAAAUCAACAAGCUUUUGAUAACUUAAGAUAAGCCUGGUGCAAUAUUGAACAUUGAAUUGCCCCUUGGGGAUGAAUAAAAUUAUUCUUAUUCUUAAGUUAUUCUUAUAAUGAUAACACAGAAAAAUACAGAAAAAUUGAUUUAUGUCAAACUGCUGUAUGGUUUAGGAGAUGUCAAAAUGUGAAUUUCAAAAAAUUCAAAAUGGUGUAAUCUUUUCAAACUGACUUUUAAUGGUUCUUUAGACUUUUUUGUAGAGCACAUUGAGCUGGACUUUUUUGUCAGAUUUCAAGUCAGUCCAACUUAUUGGGUGAGGGGUGUGGCAUUUCCAAUAUUUAAAUAAAUAAUAAAGAAUUUUAACAGCGCCACUGUCAGGUUGAUUGGGCAAAUAUUUCUUGGGCCGCAUUUGCACACAACUUCCAGUCAUUGGUGAAAAUUUCAGCCCUUCAAGCUUGAUCCCCUAUUAAUAACAAACCAGCACAAAAACAAUAAGGUUUUAAACCUUCAGAUGAACCCCCAUAGUAAUAAUAAACCAGCACAAAAAUGAUAGGGUUUCAACCCUGCGUGUUAAUAAUAAGAAUACUAAUAAGUAAACAGAGCAAAAACAAUAGGAUUUCAGCCCUCAGGGACUGAUAAUAUUUAUUGAUAACAAUAGAAUUUUUGGAACAGGAGUUCUGAGAUCUCUGAAGUAACAAACUAAGAGGAGCUUUAAAUUCAUGGUGAGAAAAUAGUCAGUAGACCUACUACUGACUGACUUGGUUGUUCUGCAUGUUUUCUAACCUAUCUUCUUCUUUUUAUAACUACUGCAAUAGAAAUUAGGUUCUAGUGUUAUUGUGUUUUUAUCCUUAAGGUUUUAUUGUAUGUUAGGACUGGCUGAUUACUCUCUGCAGGUUACAGACUUGCACUUUUCUGCCAAAUGAUGUAUGAAUGUUAUCUUCAGCAUAUAGCUUUCCAGUGUAUUUUAAAUGUAAAUACACUGGUUUAAACAGCCUUUUAAGCGUUGCAAAUGUCUCUGUGGCUACAAAUAAUUUUAAACUUUCCACAGAUAUCCUCAUACUGGAAUAUUUCAUCUGUAUGUCUACAAUUCUUGAUGGCAAAUAUUUCUCAAAGCCAACAUGAGAGGUAUAAGGUAUUAUUUCAGCAGAUGCUGUAUUUGUGAGAACUAACAAAGAACAAGGAUUGUACACCCUUGUGUUAUUCAUGUGAAUUGUAUUACUACAUACAAUAAAUAAAUAAAUAAUUAUAAGAUAAAAUGUGUUG
Epinephelus fuscoguttatus (brown-marbled grouper) is the source of this 8522-nucleotide messenger RNA. RefSeq names its product rho guanine nucleotide exchange factor 2-like. Gene Ontology annotation, cellular component: ruffle membrane; cytoskeleton. Gene Ontology annotation, molecular function: guanyl-nucleotide exchange factor activity; microtubule binding. Bases 529 to 3183 code for a protein of 884 amino acids. The transcript has 23 exons. The record is from RefSeq and is a predicted model, not a curated record. Gene Ontology annotation, biological process: actin filament organization; cell morphogenesis; regulation of Rho protein signal transduction. Lineage: Eukaryota; Metazoa; Chordata; Actinopteri; Perciformes; Serranidae.